GAUCAGACGGUUCUUCAUCCUGCCUGCUGUGACCCGGGAUCUGAACCCGAGUGAAGUCCUCCGUCCAUCUGAAGAGGAAGACGGCAGAGACGGUGAGGACAACUGGUCACCUGAAAACUAAACGCCUGAGCAGGAGGCCAGACGCAUUUCUGGAGGACAUUUAAUCAGCUGAUAAAAGAUGGCGCAGCAGCAGGAAGUCCAGCAGGAAGUCCAGCAGGAAGUGGAUUUUGAGAAAAAACUUUCCAAGGUUUGCCCUGAGUUUGUGGAGAAAGUUUCUGAGGAAAUCCUGAAACGGCUCCUUGAUGGCCUUGAGGCAGAUGGGGUCUUUAUGCAUUCGGAGAUAGAAGAUAUACUGCAGAUGAACCGAACCAGAGAAGACAAGGCCCGCGACACCAUAGAUGCUGUGAGAAAGAAAGGACAGAGAGCCUGCAGGUUGAUGAUCAAACAUCUUCAUCACAUGGAUCCAACUCUGUCCAACCAGCUGGGUUUGUCCUCUGACCCCUUUGGUCCAGAUUUUGAUGUUCGGUGUCAACAGGAGCUUAAAAACCAUCUGAAGAUGAAGAUCCAGAGUCUCUCUGAAGGCGUCGCUGAACUUGGAAAGAAAACCGGUCUGAACCAGAUCUACACUGAGCUCUACAUCACAGAGGGGUUAACUAGAGAGGUCAACCAGGAACAUGAGGUCAGACAGAUUGAAACAGCAUCCAGGAAUCAAGAAACAGUCAGAAGAGAAGACAUCUUUAAAGUCCCACCUGGAAGAGAUCAGCCAAUCAGAACAGUGAUGACCAUGGGCGUGGCUGGCAUUGGGAAAACACUGUUAACACAGAAGUUCACUCUGGAAUGGGCUGAAGGCAAAACCAACCAGAACAUUGAGUUCAUAUUUCCAUUCACCUUCAAAGAACUGAAUUUACUGAGAGAAGAAAAGUUCAGCUUAUUAGAACUGAUUCAUGAACGAUUCACUAAAACCAAAGGAAUCAGCAGCUUUGAAUCGUUCCAGGUUCUGUUCAUCUUUGAUGGUCUGGAUGAAAGUCGAUUUAAUCUGGAUUUCAAGAACAAUCUGAUCCUGACUGAUGUUACAGAGUCCAGCUCACUGGAUGUUCUGCUGACAAACCUCAUCAGGAAGGAACUGCUUCCCUCUGCUCUCCUCUGGAUAACCACACGACCUGCAGCAGCCAAUCAGAUCCCUGCUCAGUGUGUUGACAUGGUGACAGAGGUCAGAGGGUUCACUGACCCCCAGAAGGAGGAAUACUUCAGGAAGAGAUUCAGAGAUGAUGAAGAGAAGGCCAGCAGGAUCAUCUCCCACAUCCAGAAAUCCAAAAGUCUCCACAUCAUGUGUCACAUCCCCGUCUUCUGCUGGAUCACUGCUAACGUUCUGGAGGAUGUGAUGAAGACCAGAGAGAGAGAGAAACUACCCAAGACUCUGACUGAGAUGUACAUAGAGUUCCUGCUGGUUCUACUCAACAUCAAGGAGGAAAAGUUUGAUGGAGGAAAAAAGAGCAAAUCUAUCUGGAGUCCAGAGAACAGGAAGCUGAUUGAGUCUCUAGGAAAACUGGCUUUUGAUCAGCUGCUGAAGGGAAACCUGAUCUUCUAUGACAAAGAGCUCAAACGGUGCGGCAUCAACAUCCAAGAUGCUGCGUUGUUCUCAGGAGUUUUCACUGAGAUGUUUAAAAGAGAGAGAGGGACACGCGACGUCUCCGUCUACUCCUUUGUUCAUCUGAGCAUCCAGGAGUUUCUGGCUGCAGUCUACAUGCUCCACUGCUUCACCAGCAGGAGGGGAAAAAAAGUUAUCAAAACCUUCUUGGGAGAAAAUUUGUUUUUCAUGUCUUUGCAGAAGUUCAUGAAGAAAGUCAUGGAGAAAUCCCUCCGCAGUCAAAAUGGCCACCUGGACCUGUUUGUCCGCUUCCUUCAUGGUCUCACUGUGGAGUCCAACCAGAGAGACUUAGAAGAUCUACUGGGUCAGACAGAGACCAGUCCAGAAACCAUCCAGAGAAUCAUCACCAACCUGAAGAAGAUGAACACUGAUAGAAUCUCUCCUGACAGAAGCAUCAACAUCUUCUACUGUCUGGUGGAGAUGAACGACGUCUCAUUUUAUCAGGAGAUCCAACGGCUGCUGGAUUCAGGGCAGCAGCUCUCAGUGACUGACUGUUCAGCUCUGGCCUUCAUGCUGCAGAUGUCAGAGGUUCUGGAUGAGUUGGACCUGAAGAAGUACAACACAUCAGAUAAAGGACAACGGAGACUGGUUCCAGCUGUGAGGAACUGCAGAAAGGCUCGACUUGGUCGCUGUUGGCUCCAAAAGGCUGAAUGUGAAGUUUUGGCCUCGGCUCUGAAGUCCAACCCAGAUCUGACUGAACUGGAAAUAAAUCAGAUCUACAUAGUGGAAGGUGGAGAAUCUGAUAUGAAUCAUCUGGUUGAGAUCCUGGAGAAUUCAGUCAGUAAAGUGAAGAAACUGGGAUUGACUUACUGCAGGUUAUCAGAGACCAGCUGGACGUCUCUGUUCUCAGCUCUGAAGUCCAACCUGACCCAUCUGACAGAACUGGAGAUGACCGGAACCAACCUGGAAGAUUCUGGACUGAAGGAUCUCUGUGGUUUUCUACAGACUGAAGGCUGCAGACUGGAGACAUUGAGGUUGAGGAGCUGCAGUUUGUCAAAGAUCAGCUGUGAUUAUUUGGCCUCAGCUCUGAAGUCCAACCCGACCCGUCUGUCAGAACUGGACCUGAGAAGAAACAACCUGAAGGAAUCAGAUGUUCAGCAGCUGAAGGAUCUUGUAAAGACUUUAGAGUAAGUAAAUGUUUGCAGUGAGUCCAGCUGCUGUCAGCAUAUUGAACUAAACCCAGUCAGCAUCAAAGCAAAGAUCCAGUGUUCCCAGUAAAGCUGCAGCUUCUCAGUGGGAGGAGAAUGGUUCAGGCUUCCUGAUUGGACACAGCAAUCAGCCAAUCAGAGGAGCAGCAGCUUGCUGUGUUGUUGCUGUGUCCAUGUCUCCAGGACGUCCAGCUGGACUCCAGCGUCCAACAUGUCUAGAGACAGUGGUCCUCAUUCAUCAAACAGCAGCAGAUCUGAUCUCAGACCUGCUUGUUCUCUCAGUUCAACAGGAAACAACUGAUCAGGUUCAUCUUGGUCACAGCUCUGAGAUCAGUCUGACUGGAAACCAUCUACUGGAUGUGCUGCGUCACUGACUGCUACUGGAAACACUCACUGAUCUGCUCUCCUUCCUUCUU
Poeciliopsis prolifica (blackstripe livebearer) is the source of this 3212-nucleotide messenger RNA. RefSeq names its product NLR family CARD domain-containing protein 3-like. The transcript has 8 exons. The record is from RefSeq and is a predicted model, not a curated record. Gene Ontology annotation, biological process: regulation of apoptotic process. Bases 179 to 2779 code for a protein of 866 amino acids. NCBI's taxonomy places the organism in Eukaryota, Metazoa, Chordata, Actinopteri, Cyprinodontiformes, Poeciliidae.